Messenger RNA from Cottoperca gobio, 7850 nucleotides. Its product is annotated as nck-associated protein 5-like. Gene Ontology annotation, biological process: microtubule bundle formation; microtubule depolymerization. NCBI's taxonomy places the organism in Eukaryota, Metazoa, Chordata, Actinopteri, Perciformes, Bovichtidae. Gene Ontology annotation, cellular component: microtubule plus-end. The record is from RefSeq and is a predicted model, not a curated record.
AGAAGCGCGGACGCAGGAUGAGCCAGUUCGCGGACCACGGUAUUGUGUCGGUCUGCGGGAGGAUCCGAAACGUUCCCCUGCUGGAGCUGCUGGCGGAAUACAUGGACGCCAACAAAUGCAUUGACGAGCUUCUCAAACAGCUUGAGGAGGAGCGCCGAAAUGUCCGAAGGGAAAAACUGGCCGUGGCUCGCCUGCAGAGGGAAGUCGCACGGAGCAAGAGCGAAGGAACAAUGCGAGAGAAGCUGAUCCACGAGCUAGAGGAAGAGCGACGUCUGCGACUGGAGAGCGAGAAGCGUCUCCGGGAAGUGACAGAGGAGUCGGAGCUGGGACGGGCGCAGAUGUUUUCACUGCAGCAGCAAUUCUCCAGGAUGGAAGACACGGUGCGUUCGCUGCUGCAGAAUCAGGGCGUCGUGGAGCAGACUGCUGUGGACACGGUGGACAUCAUGAAGGCUUACAAGGAUAAACUCUCCGAGGAAGUGCGGAAACAGUACGAGGGCCCCGAAGAGAAUGGCUCCCUGCCGUCGACUCAGACGCAGCCAGACCCCGGGCUGCCACCGAACGCCGAUCCUGAUGCCAGCCAAGCAGAAGAGGACAAAGAAGAAACCAAACCCCUUCUGGAUCGUCUCAAGGCCCUGGAGGAGAAGAACUCUGCGUUGGCCUCGGAGAACGAGAGCCAGAGGGAACAGUAUGAACGCUGUCUAGAUGAGGUUGCCAAUCAAGUCGUGCAGGCGCUUCUCACCCAGAAGGAUCUGAGAGAGGAAUGUCUGAAGCUGCGAACUCGAGUUUUUGACCUCGAGCAGCAGAAUCGGGCGCUCGGCAUUCUUUUCCAGCAGCGCAUCAAGCCCGCUUCAGACCUGCUUCUCCAGAAACUCCACUCACGAAUCAUGGAUCUAUCUGCAGCAGAUUUGCUUCUGGAGCCAGAGAGAAGCAAGGCCUUCUUGCUUUCCAGGAAUACCGACUCCCCCUUUAGUGAGGUUCAGUUGAAUGGAAAGGCAGGUCUCCCUUUGGCCAAGUGUCUGAGCCAGCUGAGUCUGACAGCGCCAGCGCCUGUAUACCCACGUAGCAGCUGUAGCAGUAGUGAGUUGUCCCUGUCAAGUGCAUGCAGUGAAUUCUCCAGCGGCUCCUACACCUGGAAUGAUGGACGAUCCUGUGGGAAAAUGUCAUCUCUGACCUGGGAGAAGAGACGGAGUUUGGGUUCGUCAGCGCCGAGUAAUAUCUGCGCACCCCCGGAGGAGCCCACAAGACGCAAGGAAAGCAACAUACUAGAGGGACUGAAAAAGCUCCAGAGGAGGAAACACAGGAGCUCCUCUGUUUCAUCCAAGGUCUCCAAGUCAGGGGACAAAGACUGCAUGAACUCCAAUGAGGGCAUCUACUCCCUGGGUAUCAAGAGUGGAAGUAAAGGGGUGUCCAAGCCUACCCAUAUGGGCAGAACUUUAGUUGUUGGGGACAAGAAGUUUUCUUUUGAUUCUGAUGAUGCAGAUGAUGAAUUGGCACAUUCCAGUCGAGGAGAUAAUAUCCCCACCAAGGACAACUGGUUUUACUGUAAGAGGCUCUCCCGCAGCAUUUCAGACAGUUUAUGUAGCUGGGAGGGGAUACAGGACAGUAGAGGUGGAGGUGACGGUAGCUUGGUGGCUUCAAAACUCCUUUCUGGCUGUGAUUCAAAAGAACGUCCUGAGAAACUCAUGAGUUUCAUUAACAGUUUUCUCCCUGAGGGAGGGCGGGCAUCAGCUUUUACGAAACCAUCCUUUAUGCACUUCAAGCCCUCUAACCCAGAGGCUCCUAAUCACCUCUCUGAUGUGGAUGAUCCAGAGGAACACAACUCUGAGUCGAGUGACAGCCGAAUGUCCUUUAGCCAGCCACCCGAGCAAGCAGAGAGGGACUCCAAGAGGGAGUCAAGAGAUGCUUCCAAGCUGCUUGCACAACAGUGCUUGCGAAGAGAGCAGGGACGCACCCAGUCUGCAGAUGGGAGGCCCAGGCCUUUCAGCCUAAUUAAGGAGCCCAAAGGGGCUAUGUGUUCUCAGUCUGAAGAGAGCAUAUUGGCUAUAUUUGAUGCAGAAGGAGAGCCUAUUGAACUUUGUGCUCAGAAGCUCACAGCAGGUCCUGGGCCUCGAAAUAGCAUUCAAAGUAGCAAGGAAGUUUCGGAUUACACAGAACUAGUGCCCGAAGAGAGACCAACAAGGCAAAAAUCAACAAAUGCAAGAAACUACACUGUUCUUGAAUCUCCAGAGAAGCCAUCUGAAUUUCAAAUAAGGUCUUGCAAAACAAGAAACAGGGAGGGCAGUGCAGAGAGGCUGCCAAUGCAGAUGACUCCUCAAAGGAAACUAAUCAAACCACCAAGCAGCCAACCUAAUAAAGGCCAUUCUAUGCCUCACAUGAACGAUUAUGCUGCUCCCAAGUCCAGUGGUUCAAAGAUACCUGGUCGUAACAAACCUUCAGGAUCCCCACUGAGAUUGUUUAAGGGCACUUCCACUGAACCAAGUAACAGUGGAAACUCAGGUCCCUCAGGUCAGGAGAAAUCCCCCACCUCUCCUGCAGUUAAAAUGUCCAGGUUCAUCAAGACACAAGGAACCUGCUCACAGAGCCCAAAGGCAGUAAACUCCAAGGUCUCCAGCAGGGCCGAAUGGAGUAAGGGCUCCUCCUCCAGUUCCCCACACCUCUCGAGGAGGCACCUGGAGUAUGCUGACAAUGGUGAACAGCCAACCAGAGACAAACACUGUGAAACCAGCAAAAAUAAACUCAGGUCCCCUUCUCCUCCCCCUCCCCCGGGCCGCACCACCUCCUUACUGAUCAGACCAAAUUACGAAGGCUCGCCUCAAGCACAUAAAACAUGGGUGGCUCAAACAUCCACACCAACCACUGUGAGGGGCCCUCCCCCAAGUUACCACACCUCACUUCUACCAAAUAUGCAAACUACGCUACCCAUCAAGGAUAAAGACUGUUUAGACUUGGAUGCAGGCUACGGGACUGCCCUUGCACCUCAGAAACUGGUUGAGAAAACCAGUCAGCACCUUCAAAAGUCCUCCGCCAUGACUCAGACACCCACAAAAGGCACUUCCAAGAGGAUGACCACGAAAGACUACCUCCCUUCUGCAAACUCAGGGUGUGCUCCAGAAACUGAAAAUGCACCUAAAAGCUCAAAGAAUGUCCCUCCUCCAUACAGUGCCCUCAGAGGGUCCUCACUUCAGAACGCUUUUGCAAGUAAAAGAGGAUCAACCCAUGAAAAUAUCCAUCAGACAGUGCAGAAAACUUCUAUUAGUUUACCAAUAUCGCUUCAGGACACCCCUCAAGGUAAAACAGAACCCCAAAAUGGUAACGCUGUCGUCAGCCCACCCAGUGCAGUCAUGCUUUUCCCAAACACAGCAGAUAAAGCCUCAAAGACUCGCAUCCCCAUGGGGUUUAAAGCAUUUUUAAAAUCUCCCCCGAACCAUAAAAAUAGUCCCUCUAUACCAGGCAAGCAAGAGAAAGAUCAUAUCAACUCAGUCUCCAAUGAGACUGUUACUUCAAAUGCUUCUACCCAGUGUGAUAGCUUGCAGCCAGUACAGUACAGUAAGGAUUCACUUCCCAAGAUGUCUGUUACAGAGGGGAAAGGUGAGGUCCAGUGUAGAUUAUUGGAAGAAGAUGUGCAUGCUGUGUUACCAGAGGAAGGGGAGGUUUGCGAUAAAGAAAAAAGGAGUAGUCAACUUUUCUCUAGAUCCAUAUCUGUUUCUACCAAACCUCAUCUAAAGCCGGCCUUGGGAAUGAAUGGGGCCAAAGCCCGUAGCCAGAGUUUCAGCACCAACUACAUAGAGAAACCCAACAUCAAUGUUCUAGAUGGACCAGGAAAAAUCAGAACUCAGAUCAUUACCAACUCAGGUGAAAGGGGAAACUCUUUGUCAAGGCAGAGUUCCUUGGAGGUACCAAAUGUUGGGUUGGCAGAGAGCCCUGUCCAUUCCCCCAGGACUAGGCUUAGCCACUAUGGAGGCAUGACAGGGUCAAAUAGUCACAACGUCCUCCCUGAGAGAACUUCUAAAUCAGGCUCCAAAGGUGGCGGCUCACAGGGCACAGUGAAGGGGGAGGCAAUCACUUCACCUUCUCAAAAAGAGGCACGUAGCUUACCCAUCAGUGAUAGGAUUGGUUUAAACAACAUCCGUAAGCCAGCAAAAGUUGUCUCUCAUCCAGAGUUUCAGCCUCCCUCCUCUUGUGUCCAUAGUUCAGAAAACCCAGAGCAAGAAACCAGAGACAUAGACUUUAUCAGGGAAGUCAAAACCCAGACAGACUCUUCAGACACGGAGGAGAAAAAGAUCAGCCCAACAGCCUGCACUAUUGAAGAGAAAGUCAUGAUGGGAAUUGAAGAGAAUUUACAGAAAUGUCAAGAACAGGAGAAGGUCGCUGCCAGCGAGACCAAACAAAAAACAGGCCCCUCUCUGGCAAACUGGUUUGGUCUCCGUAAGAGCAAACUUCCCGCUCUGAGUGGUAAGAAAGCCGACUCCCCCAAGGGAAAAGAGGAGAAGAAAGAGUCGAAGAUCGGAUCAGUGCUUGGAGGCAAACAGAUGAAGUCAGACAAGAAGAAGGAGAGGAAGAAAAAUGAUAACCAGCAGAGAGACAGUCAGGAGGGGGAGAAUCAGUCUGAGAUGAACAACAAGCUGAGCUCCAUCAUGGACCACUGCAACAAUCAGAUGGGUCAGAUUGCCAGUCAGAUCCAGUGCACGACAGCGUUUAUCGGCAAAGACCAGUUUGUGAAAGAGCUUCUUGGCAGGACUAGUGUGAAGGGCAACUGUGAGGCUGCGUCGCCGCCUGGGAUCUCCACACCCAAGAAAUACAACGAAAUGAAGGGAGAUAUGGAGAUCUGUCCAGAUUCUGCUACCCUCUUAAUGACUCAGAAGAUCAACCUGAGGGCUGAAAAUGAGGAAGGACGUAUCCCAGAAACAGCUUGUCAAGACCACAUGAUAGACUCCGGCUGUCAGAUGAGAACCCUGGACAGCGGGAUCGGCACCUUCCCUCUCCCUGAUUCCGUCACCCGGGCCAGUGGUCGCCACAUCCCCAAAUCUGAAUCCAGCCCCGAUAGGGUGACCGCUGCCUCCUCUGACCUCGAUCGGCAGCCUCCCUCUUCUCACCCAAACCCUUCACAACCUGAUGUGAAAGUGCCUUCCCUCUCAAAAACCCGCCUGCAUGCCCCUAGCAGCAUAGGUCACUCCCUGUCCGACCCCAGUGUGACCUGCAGCAACAACACACAAGACACCCAGAGCCGCCUGCCCAAAUUAGCAACUUCAGAUGCAAUCAGGACAAGGAGGUUCAGUCUUUGUGCUCCCCUCAGCAACAUCUCCACAGAGGACAAAGAGAAGAAAACAGAGAGGAAGAUGAAAGCCCAGGACCAUGAUAUGCCCGCUGAAAGAGCCCUUCAAGUGUGCACAUACUCGGGGAGCAGCAGCGACACCGAGACUGAACCCGAGGGAACCGGAAGCUCUCCACAGAGGACCCUGAUCCUCAGAUCUAAGAAGAGUCACUCAGUAAACCCGAAUGAGGAGACCCUGAAGAGAACCAGUGUGGAGAAAUCCUUGUCAAUCAUGGACUACUACCAACAUGAUGUGUAUUCGCAUCUGGAGAAGGACAGCAGGAGGAUUUCCCAGUACAACUUGUUGCACAAGGAGCCAUCCCUGGAAGGCAAAGCAGGAGACAGACUCAGUAAGGAGAUUUCCACGGAGAAGACGCCUGUUAGUGCGCAGCCGGCCUCUCUCGACUUCUCUUUGGAGUCCCUGAACAAGCUGAAUCACAGCGGCUCCAGCAGCGGCAGCCUGUAUCCGGACACGAGCUUAGGCAGCCGCAGGGGUGACUGCCAGGCCGAUGCGGGGAAGAGCGGGGAGGACUGUUGCAAGGUGGACGAGCCCUCCUCCUCCAGCUUCUCAAGCAAGCCUGGGGGGGAUCCAGUGGGCUCCCUGAGCGACUCGCUGUACGACAGCUUCUCCUCCUGCACCAGUCAGGGCUCCAACGAAGUGUAGUGGCAAAGAGUAAGAAGGCUGUCGCACUCGAUCCAGAUUAUCUCUUGGACGGGUCAAGGCCACUUCUUCUUCCCUUUAUUCUCUUCUGAGUCGAUUUUCAGGUAGAUAUUUAGAUCUGUUGAAUCUAAAGAGCCUCUAAGAGUUAGUUUUUCCAUUUGCAAGUAAUUGGACUUGGUUUGUUCUGGAUUUGGUCUCCCUUUUGGAUCUGGUUUUGAUUCAAAUUCGACUUGCAACUCAUUUUUUAGUGACUCAGACUGGACUAACACGGUCUUACCGCCCCGCCAACACAGGUGGAGCACUGUCCUCUCUACACACAACACAAAGCACUUAGUGGAGCUGGAGACACGAGGAUGAAACCUCGACCCAAACACCAAACCAGAACUUUUGAUAGUGUGACUCUGGGUGUGGUGGACUGGACAGCGAUACAAAACGUUGUCUUAUUGCAAUUGUUUCUCCGCAAUGCUGGGGAACUUCUUAUCAUUGCACUGUAACAAAUACUGUACAAAGUGUGUAAGGUGGAAGAUUAUUCAAGCAGCAGGGCUUCUUCUCGGGGCAACGCUGAUGGGCAACAUUGGCGUACAGUUGCAACAACAUUGUUGCUUUGAUUGCAUUCCUGUUUGGUAAAUAGAUUCAAACCUAAGGUGUCAUUUUAUUUUUUUUGCUGCUAAGUAUGUUGCCCAUUGAAGUUGCCCAGAUAUUGUAAUGAUAAUAUAUCACAGCCUAUAAUAAUGCAACUGGUUCAUCUUUGUUCACUUCUUUUUUUGAAGCUAUAUUUUUAAAAGUCACAACAGGAUUUAUUUUGUUAUUCAUUUCUAUUUUAAAUAUUUUUUAAAGGUAAAACCUGAUGCCAGCAGUUAUGUUGCCAAUAACGGCAAACGGAACAGAAAAUAGUGCGAAAUGUUCAUUUUCAAUACUCAGUUUUAGCAGCAGGUUAUCUAAUGAUGUCAACUAACGCAAAGCAUAUUCUGUUUCCACUUGGUACAUCGGUACAACAAACAACCAACGCACCCAGUGUCAUUGUUGGUAGCUCAGGGAACAUACUGGACUAAUGUAGAUUGUAAGACAUCAGGAAAAUGUCGACAAAUACAAAUAACACUCAGUAAUCUUUUUGCUUCUUUGAGUUCCUCACGCAAAACUCCAAACUCCCUAGUUUAUAGUCACACGUAGCGUAGCAUACAUGAACUCUCCAAACCUCAGUUUUCCUUUCAUAGUUGUAUAUUAUGUUGUAUAAAACAAAUUGCUAUAAGUUAAUAUCAGAAUGGGCAUUGCUGAUUGAUAUAUGCAAGUGUAGAAGAAGAAAAGAUGUACAUUGUUUGCCAAUCAUUCAACCAAGGUUUUAAGUCUACUGUUUGAACAUGUAUCUUUUUCUUAUGGAAUUCUGUAGGGGUUCUUGUUUAAAGCAAAAUCUUUAUUUUGAUCAAUAAGAGCUAAUACUAAAAUAUUUUAUCACUUUAUUUUAAAGACAUAUUUGAACUUUUAGGUGAGUUAUGCCAAAUUUCUAUCUGGAAUUUGACCAGCUGGUGCUAAUCAACAGAGCCGACUGUGUUUCAAUUUUUUCUAUGAAACUGUUAAUAUUGUAUGAAGAGAGUCUGAUGAGGACUUGUGUAUUUUUCUAGAUGUCCAGUAUUUAUACCCACAUUUUGUACUGUCAGACUGUAGUGUGAUUGUCAUGCUUCACCUCUCUCCUUAAAUGUCCCUGGUUCCUUUGUAAAGAGAAUGGUUACCAGCAGUGUUACUUUGGUAAUUAUUAUUAAUGUUAUUAUUAUUAUUAUUAUUACUGUGUGCAAUUCUGUCUGUUACACCGGACUUUAAUGCUAUAUUUUAUGUAACUAUUUCCUAAAUAAAUAUGAGAAACUAUUUCCUAUUUCAAACUGA